AUGGGAUUUCAUCGUACAUGUCUUGUUUCAGAUUUUAGCUGGCUCAGUUUAGGCGAUGCUGCCAUCUCUGUAAUGCCAUAUGCACAGCACAUAGCACUAGGAACCAAUUUUUGCACUGAGUGGCUGAAUAAUUUGGGAUACCAAAAGCCUGCAUGGUUGGAAGCUCUUUACACACAAAAGUUCUUUGUUGGAUGCUCUUACCAUGAGAAUGCUAAAAAGAAUGAGAAGAAUGUCUGCUGCUUAGAUUGUUGCACCAGUAUUUGCCCUCACUGCUUGCCAUCUCAUCGCUUCCACAGGCUUCUUCAGGUUCGCCGCUACGUUUAUCAUGAUGUUGUUAGGCUGGAAGAUCUUCAGAAACUCAUAGACUGCUCCAACGUUCAGGCCUAUACUAUCAAUAGUGCCAAGGUGGUGUUCAUCAAGAAGAGACCUCAAAAUCGGCAAUUCAAAGGGUCAGGAAACUACUGCACCUCCUGUGAUAGAAGUCUCCAAGAGCCUUUUAUCCAUUGCUCUCUUGGAUGCAAGGUUGAUUUUGUGCUGAAACACUACAAGGAUCUCUCUCCAUACUUGAGGACAUGUAACUCUCUACAACUAAGUCCUGACUUUCUGAUCCCACAAGAGAUGGGGGAUGAGGAGAUGACUCGUUCAACGGUUGUGGAUUGUGAUGAACCAAUGAGCUCAUGCUCGGGGUCAUCAGGGUCAGAGAACAACAUGAGCAUGUCUUGCACAGAGAUUGUUAGGAAGAGGAGGAGUGGAUGGAGCACUGUGUGUGCAAAAUUCAUGGCCAAUAGCAGUAAUAAGGUUUCGGAUGAAGACAUGGCCACCAGCAUGAGUAGAAGAAAAGGGAUCCCUCAUAGAUCUCCACUGUGUUAG
This is a messenger RNA of Sphenostylis stenocarpa, 870 nucleotides long. The record is from the annotation of a GenBank genome assembly. Lineage: Eukaryota; Viridiplantae; Streptophyta; Magnoliopsida; Fabales; Fabaceae.